AUGCAAGAGUUGUGACUACUAGAAAAGGGUCUUGUUACUUCUACUGUGUUGAAUCUCAAUCAUUUACGCAACAAGUAUUUGCAAAUUUGACUCUGAUGUUAAGCUGAAGGGAAGUGAUUUACUUCAAGGAAAUAAAGGUCAGCAAGGAUCAUUUAAAAAAGCAUUGAGAGCUGUUUGACAAAUGUAGAAUUACAGAGUUACCAGUAAACUGAGGGGUACAAAGAAUUGGGAGUGAGGAACUGGUUUCAGCAAUAUAAGAAGUCUGUGAUCAUGGUAUAAUCAAAGAUAUCAAAAAAUGUGCAAGCACUACAGGAACAAGGAAAAAAUAUAUCAGAUUGCUGAAGGUUGAAAGACUUGGACGUAAGGAGAGAGACCAAAGUUUUGGGAAGCUCUGAACAGUUGAACAGGUAUCUAAUUAUCUUCAGACUAGUGAACCAAGACAUCAUACUCCCCUGAGAGACUAGCAGAGUGGGGAGCCAAACAGUUCUGUUCUGGUAUUGUGCUCAUUCUAUCAUUUUGGAAGCUGAUUCCAAAGUGGUCCCCUCACCUCUCUUGGCCCCCAGCUGCCAUUCAAGAAGGCCUCAACUCCCAAUAUUCACUACUUACUCUUUAAUGUCUCAGGGAAGUGAUCCUGGUUCCUAGCCCUCAAAGCAGAGAAACUUCCCUCCCUUUACAAUAGGCAUCCCUAUGGAAGUGAAGACACACAAGAUGGCCAUCACCUGAGAAACAACAAACAGCUGCAAAUAGAAUCAGUAAUGAAUGAUUUGUUCACCCCUUGAAUGGAUUUUGGAUGGAGAGGAGAGAAAGCAAGAAGAAACUGAGCAUACUGGCCUUUCUUUGUAGAAGGAGGAGCACUGGAAUCCAUAUCUUGCAAUAGGCAGAAACCUCCAGACCUCGAGCAGCAGGUUGAAAGAGGCCAGAAGCAGUGAGAAUAUCAGACCCAAACAGGCUUGUUGGGUGGGCAGGAUAAUAGGGUUGUUGGAGAGAAAAAUAGCAGCAAAUAGUUGAGAAGAGGCUGGGGGAGAUAAAGAAUCACGUACUUCUGUUCAAAAAUAUUCCAGUGCAGCUCCAGGAGGCGUAAAGACACACAGGUCACAGGGAGAGGCAGAAGGGGGCAAAAAAAAUACAGUUUUAUGAGAAGCAGAGGUACCAGAAAGAGAAGCUCCAUACAGCAAUCAGCCAAGCUGGGAAGAAGAGAUUGUCUCUGAACUUAGUGGUGUGUCUUGGAGCAGAAGACUGAUAGUAAACAAGUAAACAGUGACAGCUGUGGGGAGCACAAGAGCAAAGCCUGCUCAGUGACAAGGAUGACGACUCUUCCAGAGACCUGUGACCAGGAGCUGAGAACAGGUGCAAAGAAAGAACGAUGCCUUCAGGGAAAAGGCCUACUUCUGUGCACACUUCUCAGUACUCUCAUUGGCUUUACACUGCUUAUCACCUACAUCACGAUCACUUGUGGUCUAGGAUCCUGUGAUGUCGGGGUGGGUCUUACACUGUUGGCCAGACUCCUGAGUUCUAGGAAUAACUCUGUAGACCCCUGUGAGGAUUUCUACAAAUAUGCCUGUGGCAGCUGGGAAGGCAAAGACUCAAGCCGAACCACAGAAGAGUCACUGAAUGUGUUUGAUGUGUUGUUGGAAGAAAAUCAGCUGAUCCUGAAAAGGCUUUUAGAGGGCCCACAGCUUGGGAUAAGAGGCUCAGCCAAGGAGAAAGCCAUCCAGUUCUAUCGCUCCUGCAUGGAUACCAAACAGAUAGAAUCCCAAGGAAGUCAACCAUUGAAGGACCUCCUAAAUCAGAUUGGUGGAUGGAAUAUGACAGAUGCAGGGAAAGCAAAAGAUUUUAAUGAAACUCUCCAGAUUCUCAUGGGCAGAUAUGGUACCUUUCCUUUCUUCAGAGUGCGUGUGGGACCCGAUCCUUUUGACCUCAAGACCAAUAUAAUUCAGAUUGACCAUCCUGAGUUCGAGAUGCCACAUGAGAGUAAACUCAAAGAGACCAAUUAUCUUGAGGUUCUCCGUGUGUAUCUCUCAUAUCUGAACAAACUCGGGGUCCUACUUGGAAGGCCACAGGAUGGCCCCCCUGAUAUCUUUUCCCUCCUCUUGUCCUUCAUCUCUAACCUCCAGCGAGCUAUCACCCCGCUGCAGGAAAGAAAAGAGAAGGGGAUGCUCUUCUUUCACACUACCAUUAGGGAGCUACAGGAAAAAGCACCUGCUAUUGACUGGCUGUCAUGUCUCCAGGCUGUCUUCCAUCCUAUGCCAAUCAACCUCUCUCAGCCAAUUGCAGUGCAUGACAUGGAAUACUUAAGAGGCAUGUCACAGAUCAUCCAACAAUGGCACAAGGGAAGGGUCCUUCAUAUUUAUAUGCUUGUUUGUCUGAUUGGGAAUCUCUCCCCAGCCCUUGACAGUCGAUUCCAAGAGGCACGCCUGGAGCUGUCUAAGAUUCUUUAUGGAAAAACGGGAUCUAGAAUGAUCCCUGCUGAGCGUUGGAGGAAGUGCUUGACUGACACCAGCUCUUUCUUUGAGCCAGUUCUAGGGCAGAUGAUUGUGCAAGAAAUUUUCCCUCAGCAGACCAAGAAACUUGCUGAGCAGAUGUUCUCUGAGAUCCAAGAUGCCCUCCAUAGCCGACUGGAUCAGUUGGAGUGGAUGGAUGACCAGACUCGCCAAGAGGCUAAAGGCUUGGUUUCCACAGUGCAAGUGCAGAUUGGCUAUCCAGCUCACAUACUCCAGACUGCCAAAGUGAACCUGGAAUAUCAGAAUGUGGAGAUAAAAGAAGACACUUUUUUCCUCAAUGUGGUGGCUUGCUUGAAAGUACUGAGGGAAAAUUCCUACAUGAAACUCCUUCACCAUCAGUCACAGGAUGACUGGCAAGUGUCCCCUUGGAGUGUGCAUUCCUACUACUCAAUAAGGCACCACGUGGUGGUCUUCCCUGCUGGAAUGUUCCGCAGCCCUUUUUUCCAUGUGGAGUUUCCCAGCGCUGUGAACUUUGGAGCCAUUGGGGUCUUCAUGGCGCAUGAACUUCUGCAUGCAUUCUAUCGUUAUGUGCUGCCUGGGGGCUGUCUUACAUGCAACAUGAGUGCACUACAGAGAUCAAUAGACUGCUUGGUUGAACAGUAUGAAAGCUUUGACAUUAAGGUCAAUGGUACGUUUACACUCUUGGAGAACACAGCUGACACUGGAGGUCUCACCAUUGCUUACCAGGCUUAUAAGAAUUGGAUGAAAAAGCACAAACAAGAGAAGGUUUUACCCAGGAUUGGACUUUCUUAUGACCAGCUUUUCUACCUCAGUUUUGCUCAUGCAAUGUGUGGACACCUGGAUCCUGAGAAACUACAGUCUUCCCUGAACACGGAACUGCACAGUCCCCUGCCACUUCGUGUCUGUGGGCCUGUCAGCAACAGCCAGGAUUUUGCCAAGCAGUUCCGCUGUUUCAGUGGAUCCCCAAUGAACCCAGACAAGAAGUGUCACAUCUGGUAACCUAUAAGGAAAGGGAUGAAGAGAGAUAUGAUCCCAGGGAGAGGAAGGCCUGAGCCACGAAAGUAUGACCAUCUUCUCAGCGCCCCUAAGGUGCUCUUUUUCACUCUUCUACCUUCCUUUUUCUUGUUAUUUGAUCCUCAACAGUUGAUGGCAGCAAAAUUCUUAAACUGAGCUCUUAAGGGAAAAGGGUCUCCUGCUGCUCUCAGCACUCUGCCUCAGGUGUGACAGCUCUAGGGCUGAGCAAGUCCCAAGGCAGCAAGAUGACUAGCCAGUGUCUAGCAGACAACAACUGCUGAGGAGCUGUCAACAGGACAUUAUUAGUGUCUCUGUUCAGUACACUGCUCUGUCUACUCCAGCAGCCUCAUAGUCAUGGUGCAUGGACAGGGCAAUAAGCUGGAGCUCUAAGACUUGUUCAUAGAAGAUUGGCUCUUAGGGAAGUUCAUAGUGGGUUACUAUGAAAAUCACACUUGUGGUUACCAGAGAGGGAAGAAUCCUCUUCUCUUCUGCCAAUAGAUAGAGAUAGGUACUAGGAAAGACUCAGUGGCUCUAGCUUCUAGUCUGAAAGUCACUUAAUAAGGAAAGUUACUGAAGACCUUCCCUGUUGGUUUUUGUUGUUGUUGGUUGGUUGUUUCAUCAGCAAAACUCCUAAGAAACAAAAGAGGAAAGCAUUCUCUUUGGUGGAAGGAGGAUUGGAUGCUGAGAACAGAUCCUCUUCUUUCUUUCUUUUCCAUAAAGACUCUCUUUUUUAAGUCUCUAUGUAGGUUUAAAAGUAUGGUAGAGAGUGUGGGGCAGUCAACAGGCAUUUCUAGAAGUUUCUGAAGACUGAGCAAUUAGAAUUCCAAGAACUUCUUUGGAUCCUGAACCUAAUUCUCUUAUCCCAAAAGAUAAGAUUCUCUCUCCUCUCUAUGUUUGUAAACACUUACCAUCCAGAGGAGAAAAGCUGCUGUAGGAUUUUACUUUGUACCUGAAAUUGAAUUUCAGGUAUGAAUUUCCUUUAGAGGAAAAGAAGAGUAAGAAGUAAUAAAUUUUAGGGUAGCAAGGGAAGUGCUUAAAUCACAUUCUCAAGAGCAACCUUGUACUUACAUCAAUUUCAGGUUCUGAUAAUUAGAAAAUUUAUACUAAUGUUCUAAGAUUUACCAAAGUUAAUAAGUGUACAACAUACUCCUACCUUCUGCAUACUCUUCAAACCGUUCUUGAUUGUGGGAGCAUUUUCAUUUUCCAUAGUAUGUUGGCUUGCCUGGGGAUCGUUUGUGGAGUAGAUGAUGACAAAUGGAAAUAUCUUUUAUCACUAUAAGCAUUGUAAAAUUGUGUCAAUGCCAAUAACUGUGUUACUCCUUCCCAAGUACUGCCCAGCACAAUAUUUUCCAAGAACAGAGUGUUGGGUGAUUUAAUUUUAA
Molecule: messenger RNA, 4858 nt
Organism: Indicator indicator
Lineage: Eukaryota; Metazoa; Chordata; Aves; Piciformes; Indicatoridae
Gene: KEL
Product: Kell metallo-endopeptidase (Kell blood group)
Exons: 19
Coding region: 1305-3461 (718 amino acids)
Biological process (GO): protein processing
Cellular component (GO): plasma membrane
Molecular function (GO): metalloendopeptidase activity
Source: RefSeq, a predicted model, not a curated record